UUAUUCAGCAACAGCUUCUCCCUCUGUGACUUUUGCAAGACCCUUGUAGCCUCCCACUCGUCUCACUUCCCGAAAUGGCCGUUACCUUCUCAAAUCUCCACACUGACUCAGGUCUCAAGUCUCUCGACGACUUCCUAUCUGGGAAGACCUAUGUUUCUGGGGAUCAGUUCACAAAGGAUGACAUCAAAGUGUAUGCUGCUGUUUUGGAGAAGCCGGGUGAUGCUUUCCCCAGUGUUGCCAAGUGGUACGAGGUUGUCUCGUCUCACCUUGCUGCAAGCUUCCCUGGCAAUGCACAAGGGGUGAGAUUCAGUGGCAAAGCUCCUGCUCCAGCUGAGGCUGCUCCUGCAAAACCGGCUGCUGAAGAUGAUGAUGACCUUGAUCUCUUUGGCGAUGAGACAGAGGAAGACAAGAAGGCGGCAGAGGAAAGGGAGGCUGCUAAGAAGCCUGCCAAGAAGAAAGAGAGUGGCAAGUCUUCUGUUCUGCUCGAUGUCAAGCCUUGGGAUGAUGAGACAGACAUGAAGAAGCUGGAGGAGGCUGUUCGUAGUGUUGAGAUGCCUGGUCUAUUGUGGGGAGCAUCCAAACUGGUUCCUGUGGGUUAUGGAAUCAAGAAGUUGCAGAUCAUGUUGACCAUUGUUGAUGAUCUAGUAUCUGUGGACUCACUUAUUGAGGAGCAUCUGACAGUUGAGCCUGUCAACGAGUAUGUCCAAAGCUGUGACAUUGUGGCAUUCAACAAAAUUUAAGUUGUUGAACUUCAGCGUAGCCAUUUUGAAGCGGCCCAAUAGCUUGUGUUUCUUUGAUAAGUCUCAACCACUUCCUUCUAAAUCAUUCAUGCCUAGUUUGUGUUUCAGUGGUGGUUUUUUGUUACUAGAAUUCUGAGAAGUAAAAGAAAUAUAUAUUCUGAAUAUGUUGUGGUGUUGUUGCAUCUAAUGUUAUAUUCUCUCUUGAAAAAAUGUUGGUGUGUGUGGUAUUAACACUAAUCAGUGAGGGUGUCUGUUUAAUUGUAGACACAACAGUUACACACAACCUCCUUUUAUUUGUUUACAUAGCACCUGAUUGGAGGUGAUAUUCACACUGACACACUCUUUGAUUA
Cajanus cajan (pigeon pea) is the source of this 1090-nucleotide messenger RNA. RefSeq names its product elongation factor 1-beta. Gene Ontology annotation, biological process: translational elongation. Gene Ontology annotation, cellular component: cytosol; eukaryotic translation elongation factor 1 complex. Gene Ontology annotation, molecular function: translation elongation factor activity; guanyl-nucleotide exchange factor activity. Lineage: Eukaryota; Viridiplantae; Streptophyta; Magnoliopsida; Fabales; Fabaceae. The record is from RefSeq and is a predicted model, not a curated record.